AUGGCGAUGACUACUGUAUUAAAGAAGUUAUUACCCUUUGCAUUUCCUUCAAGGACGAAACAGGAACAAUCAGAAGAUAAAAAUACACGUCGAAUGGUAAUAGUAUCUCGAUCAAUAUAUAAAAAGCAACAAAAGAACAAGAAUGCUAAAGUAAAUAAAAAAGAUAUUGAACAACAACAAGAAGAACCUAAGUUUCCAAUUGAUUAUAAAGCACCAAAUAAUGACCCUAUGUAUAUUGAAGCUAUUGAUGAAGCAAUACGCUAUAAAUUAAUUCACCAAGGUAAUGAAUCAGAUAUUAGUACAUUAACAACAAUUGGUAGAAUUAUAACUCAAUAUCAAAAGGAUAAUAAUCCAUAUAGACAACAUUAUAAUGGAGUUCAUAUUGUAAGAAACCCAAGUACAAAUAGUGAUAACAGUAACAAUGAAAUUAUUAAUAAAGAUACAAAUUUAAAUAAACAAAUUUCUAUUGAUACAAUAGCUGGGACAACAAAUAUUACAGGAACGAGACGAAAACCAUCUAAAAAGAAUCGUAAUACAAUGAUAGAUCCUUUGAACGAUGUUACUAACAAUAAUAUUAAUGAAAUUCAUUUAUUAAAUAAAAGGUCAACUAAUACCAUUGAUCAUAGUGGUGGUAGUUAUGACAGUUCAGAUAAACCAUUAAGAAAGAAGUUACAAAAGAGUAAAAGCAAAAGUAGUCGAUUAGAUAAACUUAAGAUAAAUAAAAUGAUUAUUCAAACCAAUACAGAAAGUGUUAUGAAAGGUAUGUAUUAUAAUAAGUUAAAAUUAUUUAACUUAAACUUACUAACUCCAACCCCCGUUGUUCAUGUUUUAAAAAUAAAAUUUUAA
Messenger RNA from Maudiozyma saulgeensis, 846 nucleotides. The record is from the annotation of a GenBank genome assembly. Lineage: Eukaryota; Fungi; Ascomycota; Saccharomycetes; Saccharomycetales; Saccharomycetaceae.